Messenger RNA from Beta vulgaris subsp. vulgaris (sugar beet), 558 nucleotides. RefSeq lists its product as uncharacterized. The record is from RefSeq and is a predicted model, not a curated record. NCBI's taxonomy places the organism in Eukaryota, Viridiplantae, Streptophyta, Magnoliopsida, Caryophyllales, Amaranthaceae. The coding region runs from base 1 to 558 and encodes 185 amino acids. The transcript has a single exon.
AUGAACUUGGAUUACAAUUCUUCAAGUUCAAGUGAUGACCAGUUUGAUGAUAUGGUCAAUAACAUGAUUUUAUACAAUGCGUAUCUUGAAGAACAAGAAGACUACGUAAUUCAACAAGCUGUUCAAACAGGUGUUGCUCCAAUCAUAGAAACCACUCAAAGAAGAUCUCCCAAAAAAAAAAAGAAAAUUAUUCCAAGAGAUCGUGAUGAUGCAAAUCAUAGGUUAAUGAACGAUUACUUUGUUAAUCGUCCUCUAUAUACCGAAGACAUGUUCCGACGUAGGUUCCGUAUGCAUCGUCCUCUUUUCGUUCGACUUGUGGACGCAGUCGCUGCGCAAGAGCCAUACUUUCAACAACGACCAGACACAACUGGGAAGCUAGGUGCCUCCACUCUUCAAAAAUGCACAGCAACAUUGAGGUGUCUACCAUAUGGAUCGGAAUCUGACGCAGUCGACGAGUACAUCAAAAUUGCUGAAUCAACAGCAAAGGAGUGCCUUUUGCACUUUGUGCGAGGAAUUCGAAAAGCUUUUACGAUCGAGUACUUAAGAGGCCUACAGUAA